Messenger RNA from Vigna angularis (adzuki bean), 1972 nucleotides. Its product is annotated as MLO-like protein 13. Bases 547 to 1719 code for a protein of 390 amino acids. The transcript is spliced from 13 exons. Gene Ontology annotation, biological process: defense response. Gene Ontology annotation, cellular component: membrane. The record is from RefSeq and is a predicted model, not a curated record. Lineage: Eukaryota; Viridiplantae; Streptophyta; Magnoliopsida; Fabales; Fabaceae.
CUAAAAGGCUCUACUAGUGGAUCUAGCCAUGCACAAUCAAAUUUUUAACUGCUAGAAACCAUCCUCUUAAAUAACCUUCCCUUUUGUGUAUGUACUUCGAACACUAUUAAGAGACAACGACACGAAAAAGAGAAACAAGUGGCACACUAUUCAAUCGUAUGACUUUGACAACAGUACGUUUCUUUUAUGCUCCACGGUGCUGCACUUUCUCCGUAAAACACAAAAAACAACGUUACACUUCAAAAUGCACUUUCGAUUCUUUUUUGUCGUCGUAAUGUGAAAUUGCAAUGUUGUCAACAAGCUAUCUUUAUCAGUAAAUCUUGCACGCUACUCCGUGACCAGCACCUUUGAAUCUGGUUCGACCUUUUAUGCAUGCCAACUUCAUUUAUUUGUCUUGAUACCUUGAUAAGUUGGGAAACAUUCCUUGCUUGUUGUGGCUUGCAUCAAUUCUGCACCAUGUAGAAUAUCGUUGCCUUGACCACCAUCACUUUCAAGCCAAAAUAUAUAUUGAACAGAAAGAGUUGUUUUGUUAACGAAAGUGCAAACAUGGCAGAAGAACUUAACCACUCUCUGGAAUACACACCAACAUGGAUUGUUGCGGUUGUUUGCUGCAUAAUUGUUUUCAUCUCCCUUUGUGUUGAACGUGCCCUUCACAAACUCGGAAACUACCUAAAGAGAAAAGGUCAGAACGCACUGUAUGAAGUCUUGACAAAAUUGGAAGAAGAAUUGAUGCUUUUAGGGUUCAUUUCCCUUUUGUUAACCGUCUUUCAAGGUUUAAUAAGCGACAUUUGCAUCUCACCAAACCUUGCAACCCAAAUGCUUCCAUGCAAAAGGCCUCAUAGGUCUUCAGAAGGUUCAGCGCAUUAUCAGAUAUACUAUGAUGCUAUAAUAAACAGAAGGAGGCUUUUGUCUAGUGGUUCUGGUUCAGAUCAUUGUACACAUAAGGGUAAGGUUCCACUGUUAUCAUUGGAAUCUUUACAUCAGCUUCACAUUUUUAUCUUUGUAUUGGCCGUUGUACAUGCAAUAUUCUGUGUCACAACAAUGCUUCUUGCAGGUGCAAAGAUGCGGGAAUGGAAGGUAUGGGAGGAUCAUUAUCGAGAUCACAGUGAAGCAAUAGAUAAACAUGAGUUCUUCAAAGAAAAAAGUCGAGGAUAUUGGAGAAAAGCAGCUGUUAUUAGUUGGCUGAUAUCAUUCUUCAAGCAAUUUCAUGGCUCUGUUACAAAGUAUGACUACUAUGCACUUCGGUAUGGAUUUGUCAAGAAACACCACUCAAAUAACCCCAACUAUAAUUUUCAUAAUUACAUGCUGAGGACACUUGAAGUAGACUUCAAAAGAGUUGUUGGUAUCAGCUGGUACCUUUGGGUUUUUGUUGUGCUGUUUUUGCUGUUGAACAUUGAAGGAUGGCACACUUAUUUCUGGUUAGCCUUUUUACCCUUGAUACUUCUACUUCUGGUGGGGGCAAAGUUGGAGCACAUAAUCGCUCGUUUGUAUCAGGAUUCAAUAGACAUGUUGGGAAGAGAUGAUGACAAAUCAGUGAAGCCAUCAGAUGAAUAUUUCUGGUUUACCAGCCCUCUCCUAGUCCUCCACUUACUUCACUUCAUUUUGUUUCAAAACUCUUUUGAGAUUGCAUUUUUCUUCUGGAUUUGGUGCACAUAUGGAUUUGAUUCAUGCAUUAUGGAGAAAGUAACCUACGUUAUCCCAAGACUUAUAAUGGGGUAAUAUACCCUUUCAAUGUGAAAAUGAAAAACCAUAACUUGAAUACUUUUGCUAUAUUAUGUGCUAUGUUUUAAUCUCACUGCUUAGAGAGGUAAUGUGUCAUGCAGUGUAAUUGUUCAAGUGCUUUGCAGUUAUAGCACCUUGCCUUUGUACACUAUUGUGACUCAGAUGGGUAGUGAAAGCAAACCGCAUUCCAACUGCAUGAUCAAAGAAUCAACCCAAACUGAUGAACAAGCAAUAAUCAUGGUGGAAGAUG